Molecule: messenger RNA, 876 nt
Organism: Hydractinia symbiolongicarpus
Lineage: Eukaryota; Metazoa; Cnidaria; Hydrozoa; Anthoathecata; Hydractiniidae
Exons: 1
Coding region: 1-876 (291 amino acids)
Cellular component (GO): membrane
Source: RefSeq, a predicted model, not a curated record
AUGACUGGUAGUACUGUGAUUAUUGAGCUUGUUGGACGUCUACUUGCUAUGCUUCUGCAUAUUCUGGGUUUAUAUCUUCUUCAAAACUCACGUUACAAUAAUGAAAAUCAAAAACUGUUGCUAACUCAUUUAAGUUUAUCAGAAGUUCUGCUGUGCCUAAGUGGUGCCCUGAAACAUGUUCUGACAUAUCUCAACGCAGACACAGCAGCAUUUUAUGUGUUUGCAUUGAAAAACACUGGAUUCUCUACGUUAUAUUACUUUAUGAUGUUGGCAUUGACUGUUGAUCGUUUUUGUGAGUUUUAUCUCAACAUUCGCUAUCCAAUAAUAUGGAAUUCCACUAAAACAAAGUAUAUAAUGGGAUUGAUUUGGAGUGUAAGCACGGCGUUUUGCAUUGUUAUAGUUUUAUAUAUACCAUCGAAUUCUAAUAUGGUAUACCUCAUCAGUUCGUUAUAUGUCUAUCCAGGAUGCGAGAUUUUAUGCAUGGUGGCUAUUGUAUUUACUUACGGGUAUCUAUUUAUGAAAUUACGUCAAAGUCGUCGAGUAACACAUUCGGCCAGCAUUUCUUCCUCAGCAAAAUCAUUACCAUCAGGAACGACAGACAAAUCUAACAGAAGCAAUGCAAGCGUGAAAAGAUCAAAAAGGCUUUUUGUGCCCACUUUCAUCAUACUGACAUUUGUAAUUUUCAUGGUAUUGCCAGAUCAAGUGUACUUCUACCUGUAUCUUCAAGAUAUUAACGUAUCUUCAAUUGUCCACGAUUUGUUUGCAAUAAGUUACUGCAUUGCAUAUGCAUCUGAUGCCAUUGUUUACAUAUUUAUGUCUCCGCAGGUGCGAAUGACAUUACUAAAAAAGAUCAGGCUACAAAGUUAUGCUUCAUGA